CAAUCUUCCUCAUACAGUCCGCCAUGAUGCAUGCGGUUGGUCGCAGCUGUUUAGGGGCGAUUAGGGCUUCUAAAUCAGCCCUUUUUGCCCAGCGAGCUUCACAAUCAGCGCUCAAGACCGUUGCUUCAUAUCAUACAUCACGUCGCAACUAUGCCGCGGCAGCAGCAGAAGCUGCAGUCAAGAAGGUGACACCCGGACAGGUGGUGGCGGUCAUCGGUGCUGUCGUUGACGUCCAGUUUGAGGAUGAACUGCCCCCCAUUCUAUCCGCCUUAGAAGUAGAAAAUAGAACACCUAGACUUAUCUUGGAAGUCGCACAACAUUUAGGUGAAAAUACAGUUAGGACAAUUGCUAUGGAUGGUACGGAAGGUCUCGUGCGAGGCCAGAAGUGCCAAGACACCGGCUAUCCAAUCAGAAUUCCCGUAGGACCAGAAACACUUGGUAGAAUUAUUAACGUAAUUGGCGAACCCAUUGACGAGAGGGGUCCCGUACCAACCGAUAGGAGGGCGUCCAUCCACGCUGAAGCUCCAGAGUUUGUUGAGAUGAGCGUGCAGCAGGAGAUCCUGGCCACUGGUAUCAAGGUUGUCGACAUGUUGGCCCCAUACGCCAAGGGAGGCAAGAUCGGUCUCUUCGGUGGGGCUGGUGUCGGCAAGACCGUGUUGAUUAUGGAACUGAUUAACAAUGUUGCCAAGGCCCACGGUGGUUACUCCGUGUUUGCUGGUGUUGGUGAGCGUACCCGUGAGGGGAACGAUCUCUACCACGAGAUGAUUGAGGGAGGUGUCAUCAACCUCAAGGACGACUCCUCAAAGGUGUCGCUUGUGUACGGUCAGAUGAACGAACCCCCAGGUGCCCGUGCCCGAGUUGCUCUCACUGGCUUGACCGUUGCCGAAUACUUCCGUGAUCAGGAAGGACAAGAUGUGCUACUUUUCAUUGAUAACAUUUUCAGAUUUACUCAGGCUGGCUCAGAGGUAUCUGCUUUGCUGGGACGUAUCCCAUCUGCUGUGGGUUAUCAGCCAACCCUGGCUACCGACAUGGGAACUAUGCAGGAGAGAAUCACCACCACAAGGAAGGGAUCCAUCACUUCUGUGCAGGCCAUCUAUGUGCCCGCUGAUGAUUUGACUGAUCCCGCCCCGGCCACGACCUUCGCCCAUUUGGACGCCACCACUGUGUUGUCCCGUGGUAUCGCCGAAUUGGGUAUCUACCCCGCUGUGGAUCCGCUCGAUUCAACCUCGCGUAUCUUGGACCCCAACGUUGUUGGCGAGGAACAUUACAUGACUGCUCGAGGAGUGCAGAAAAUCCUUCAGGAUUACCGCUCGCUGCAAGAUAUCAUUGCCAUCUUGGGUAUGGACGAGUUGUCUGAGGAAGACAAGCUGACCGUGUCGAGGGCUCGUAAGAUCCAGAAGUUCUUAUCGCAGCCUUUCCAGGUUGCUGAGGUGUUCACUGGCUCCGCUGGUAAACUUGUCCCGCUCGCCGAUACCAUCAAGGGUUUCAAGAUGAUCCUUAACGGUGAACUUGAUCACUUACCUGAGGUCGCCUUCUACAUGGUGGGACCAAUCGAGGAGGUCGUCGCCAAGGCCGAGCGUCUAGCCGAAGAGCAGAGGAUAAGUGACAUGAGUUAGGCAAUUCAUAGGACCUUGUGAACUUGUACAGUUUUUGGGAGUCGUCUCCGACUAGUUUGCAGUUAAUUGAUGAACGCUGAAGUGUACGUAGUGAUAACACUGAAUAGAUGUGUGGACUUGAUUCCAAGUUGGCAUUUCCAAAUAUAACUGAGCGAUUCUCUGCUUAGUUUUAGUUGACGAAGCGGUAGUCUGCUUGGUGUUGUCUAGUCCUAGGCCUGGUUGCUCAAUCAACAUCGACACCAAUGCCAACUUCAGUGCCGUGUGCAUUCUUACUGGACUUACAUCAGAGAAGGUUGUGUCAGUGUUGGUGACUGAUGCUGAUUGAGAGCCUGGGCCUAGUUCUGGGAAUGACUCGGCAAAUGCUCGCUUUGUUGUAAGUUCAACCAAGCUCAGCAUUGCUACGUUAUUUUUGGUUGUAUUUAUAUAAUUUCGUGUAAAAAUGACGGAUACUUGAUCAAUGUUCGACCGUGGUUAAAAUGAUCCAAUGUCAACGUGUUGCAUAGUGAGGUUUCAAACAAAAUAAUAAGUAAAUAACUUUCUUUACA
This is a messenger RNA of Lineus longissimus, 2161 nucleotides long. Its product is annotated as ATP synthase subunit beta, mitochondrial. The coding region runs from base 24 to 1616 and encodes 530 amino acids. Gene Ontology annotation, biological process: proton transmembrane transport; proton motive force-driven mitochondrial ATP synthesis. Gene Ontology annotation, molecular function: proton-transporting ATP synthase activity, rotational mechanism; ATP binding; ATP hydrolysis activity. The record is from RefSeq and is a predicted model, not a curated record. The transcript has 9 exons. NCBI's taxonomy places the organism in Eukaryota, Metazoa, Nemertea, Pilidiophora, Heteronemertea, Lineidae.